Molecule: messenger RNA, 1377 nt
Organism: Phytomonas sp. Hart1
Lineage: Eukaryota; Euglenozoa; Kinetoplastea; Trypanosomatida; Trypanosomatidae
Source: the annotation of a GenBank genome assembly
AUGAGUACGAAGUUUUUCGACCUUCUUGAUGCGCGGGCGAAGAGCACCCUGCUCUGCAUUGGCCUGGACCCCCGCUCCAAAACCGCCGAGGACGCCCUGCAGGAGUGCUGUCGCCUGGUGGAGCAGACCCAGGACUACGCCGCGGCCUACAAGCCGAACGCCGCCUUUUUCGAGCUCUUCGGGCCGGAAGGGUGGGGGGUCCUGGCGGCGCUGAUCGCGCGGAUUCCCCCGCAUAUCCCCGUGAUCCUGGACGCCAAGCGCGGCGACAUCGCCUCGACCGCGGACGCCUACGCGAAGUCGGCCUUCGAGCGCCUCCACGCCCACGCCCUGACGGUCUCCCCGUACAUGGGCGGGGACUCUUUGGCGCCCUUUCUUCGCUAUGCCGACCGCGGGGUCUUUGUGCUGUGCAAAACCUCCAACAAAGGCAGCAAUGACCUGCAAUGUUUGCGGCUCGGGGGGAAAUAUCUUUACGAGGAGGUCGCCGAGCGCGCGGAGGGGGUGUGGAAUGGCAACCACAACGUCGGGCUGGUGGUGGGGGCGACGGACCCGGUCGCGCUGGCCCGCGUGCGGGCCUGCGCGCCGUCGAUUUGGCUGCUCGUCCCUGGCAUCGGGGCGCAGGGCGGGAGCCUGCGGGCCGCGCUCCGGGCGGGGCUUCGCUCGGACGAGAGCGGGCUUUUAAUUAAUGUUUCGAGGUCCAUCGCGGCCGCCGAGGACCCCCGGGCCUCGGCGCGGCGGCUCUGCGAGGACAUCAACCUCCUCCGGCGCGCGCGCGACCCGUCGGUGGAGCUCGCGCAGGCGCUGGUGCUCUCCCGCUGCGUUCGCUUCGGCGACUUCACGCUGAAGUCCGGCAGAACCUCGCCGAUCUACAUCGACCUCCGGCGUUUAGUGGGCUACCCCGGCAUCCUGCGGCUCGUCGCGCGGGAGUACGCGAAGGUGCUCCGGGGCUACACCUUUGACCGGCUGGUGGGGCUGCCCUACGCCGCGCUGCCGAUCGCCUCGGCGAUUUCGCUCGACAUGAACGUCCCGCUGAUUUACCCCCGGCGGGAGGCCAAAGGCUACGGCACGAAGGCCGCCAUCGAGGGGGAAUAUCACAAGGGCGAGCGGGUCGUCAUCAUCGACGACCUCGUCUCGACCGGCGAGACGAAGGUCGAGGCCAUCGAGAAGUUGAAGGCCGUCGGGCUCGAAAUCGUCGCGGUGGUGGUGCUGAUCGACCGCGAGAUGGGGGCGAAGGCUUUUUUGAAUAAACUCGGCUACGCCUUCGAGGCCGUCGUCGGGCUCUUUCAGCUCCUCCCGCUCUGGAAGCAAAGCGGGGCCAUCUCAGCCGAGCAGGCCGCGGAGGUCAACCAGUUCCUACAGCAGUUCCGGAGCAAAUUGUAG